Aspergillus japonicus CBS 114.51 is the source of this 887-nucleotide messenger RNA. RefSeq lists its product as uncharacterized. The transcript has a single exon. The coding region runs from base 317 to 772 and encodes 151 amino acids. The record is from RefSeq and is a predicted model, not a curated record. NCBI's taxonomy places the organism in Eukaryota, Fungi, Ascomycota, Eurotiomycetes, Eurotiales, Aspergillaceae.
UCCGGAUGAAUUGCGCCGGGGUUAACCAGACCAGUAAACCAGUAAACCAGUAGAUGACAUCAAACAGGGUCUUUUCUGCCCACUGCCCUUACGCUUUUCCGCUAGGGAAAGGCUUGGUGUGGUCGAGACUCCAGGAGCCAUGGAUAGCCGCUGCAAAAGGUCGAAUUGUCUUGCCACUGUUCGGCUGUUCUUGCUCGUAGAGGGUAUCUGAACUAUCUUUGUAGAGUUAUAACAUAAUAACCCAUGAAUAUCUUCUCCACCACAAGAUCGAUCGUGUUGCGAAGUGUGGAGAAGAACGGAGUCAGGCAGAGUGAUCAUGAUGGAUCAGUUGAUGAGUGUCAUUUUGUCAUUUAUCAUCAGGCACAAUAACCUUGGCAACGGCAACAAUCCUCCUCCAUCAGAAGGUCCCAGACGAACCUUUCCGCUUUGGGCCUGGUCUGGCGCUGCUUUUCGCUCACGGAGCGUGGGGUGGAACUCCAAAGUGCGUGUCCGUCCCGAGGUUCCCGGGCGAUGCCUUCUGGAUUGCCGUGGCCGAGUCACAAACCUCGAUCAACAUCCAAAACACAGUAGCCACACAGUCGGAAAUAACAAGCUUUACUUUAUUAUGAUUCUAUCUCCGAUACUCCUUGAUUAUUUGCGAGACAUUCAUCGAACAACUUCUUCACUCCCAUCCUGCCUUGCACGUCUGCGAGAAUAUAUUUCUAUAGAACGCAGGUGGAAUCUAGAAUCACACCUCCGGUUCCGUGACACUAAUGACUGUCAAAAGAUCUAAAUCCUCAACCAGAUGCUUCACUACUGGAGACAUAGUCAUCCGUCAGCGGCUUCUUUAAUGCCUGCUGGUUUGUGACUCUUCGGAGCUCCUGUAACUCAGCGAACCCCAGCCUCUG